AUGUUGAGAGAAGAGCUCGUCAAGUCUAUCACUAAACAGAAACUAACCAAUUUUCAACUGCUUUCGAUAUGUCGAAACUGUGGAUUGCCAAUUGGAGCAUCUAAUAAAGCACAGUUAAUCGAGGAUAUCAGCCUCUGCCUUGCAAGAGAGUCUUUGUUUACCGAAAACAAGAAAUACUCCAUAGUUUCCAUUGAUGUUGGAGUUAAGAACUUUGCCUUUACAAGGUUGCAAUUGGAGGGUGGAAAUGUUUUCAAAUCAAGAUCCUCACUACCAUCCAUAUUAGAGUGGUUUAAGCUGGACUUGGAACAAUUUGAAGGAAUGAAAACUUUCUCCCCUUUAGCAUACUCAAGAAUGGCAUACUAUUUGGUGGAAAAGCUGAUUUGCAAAUCAUCAGAUACAGGACUGCUCACCCCUUCAGUACUGCUCAUAGAACGUCAACGAUUUCGAAGUAAUGGAGGGUCUUCAGUAUUGGAAUCUGUUAUCAAGUCCAAUAUUAUCGAAAAUAUGAUAAUCUCCAACGUUUACGCAAUGGGUCAAAUGAACAACGACUACAAAACAAAUAUAAUCUCGUCUUCUCCAGCAAGUAUGGUGAACUUUUGGACAAACUACAAAAUGAGUGACGGAUCCACAUAUCUUUCUAUGAACUCUAAAAACUCCAAGAAUAGCAGAAUGGUACUUGUGGAUAGAUGGUUUGAUGCACUUUUGAAAGGAACACCAGCAAGUUUUUUGCUGGGUGACCAACUUUCAAAUAGAAUCAAGAGCAAGGAGUUGGCUAUACUUGCGAGAUGUAGCAACCCCUCAAGACGUAUCUAUCUACUCAUGGAAAUGUUGAACAAACCUUCAAUCGGAUCAAGUGUUGUUAAAGGGGAUGACCUUGCUGAUAGCCUGUUGCAUGGUCUCAGCUUAUUGAGAUUUGAGCAGAAUAAAAUGAAGCUAAGGGAAAAUUUAGAGGAUUUGCAUGCCACGAUUAAUCAAAUUGAACAAAGUCACGUACAGGAGAUAUCAAUCAUCAAUCAAUAG
Komagataella phaffii GS115 is the source of this 1020-nucleotide messenger RNA. Its product is annotated as Mitochondrial cruciform cutting endonuclease. The coding region runs from base 1 to 1020 and encodes 339 amino acids. The transcript has a single exon. The record is from RefSeq and is a predicted model, not a curated record. Gene Ontology annotation, molecular function: Y-form DNA binding; DNA endonuclease activity; flap-structured DNA binding. Gene Ontology annotation, cellular component: mitochondrion. Lineage: Eukaryota; Fungi; Ascomycota; Pichiomycetes; Pichiales; Pichiaceae.